This is a messenger RNA of Monoraphidium neglectum, 894 nucleotides long. RefSeq lists its product as hypothetical. Lineage: Eukaryota; Viridiplantae; Chlorophyta; Chlorophyceae; Sphaeropleales; Selenastraceae. The coding region runs from base 1 to 894 and encodes 297 amino acids. The transcript has a single exon. The record is from RefSeq and is a predicted model, not a curated record.
AUGCGCCUGGCUGAGAGCGAUGCGCGGCUGGCGGGCGGCUUCGGGGCAGUUUCAACCCUCUACAGCGCCGGCGGCGACGACGGCCCUGGCGCCGGCUUCGGCGGAGGCGGCGGCAGCGGCGUGUACGCCGGCCUCACAGCAGGGCUGCCCGCCGGUGCGGCAAGCUCGAAGCUGCCGGGAUUGUACGCUGUGCCGGGCGGCUGGGGCGUUGGCGCAAACAUGCCAGCAGUGGCAGGGCUGGCGUUUGGGGGCGCGGGCGGCGGUGCAAGGGCACAGCAGCAGCAACAGCAGCAGCAGCAGCAGCAGCAGCAGCAGCAGCAACAACAGCAGCAGCAGCAGCGGGCCCAAGACAGACAGCAGGUAUGGAACCUAGCAGCGGCGAUGGCGCCCGGGCCGCCACGCUCGCCGCCUGGGGGCGGUGGGCCAGGGGGGCUGCUGAUGCGCGCCGGCAGCGCGGAGGGCCGCAUCCCGCUGCCACCUGGCGUCAAGCCGCGGUCGCCGCUGUCCGGCACGCCGCCGCCGCGGUCGGCGGCCAGCGCCGACGGCCCCAGGGGGCAACAUGCGGCCCUGGCGUCCCUUGCAGCGGGCGCGGCGCAGGCCCCGUCUGCGACGGCGUCACCCGCCCGCAGCGCUCGCUGGUCCGGCGGCGCCGCGGGUGGCGGCAGCUCGGCAGGCACCGGGCAGCUACCUGCUGCGGACGCUGCUGGGUCUGGGGCGCUGAGCCCCACCCUUGGGCGGCGGCAGGACAGGGCAGAGGCGCCCCAGCGCCGCGGCGGCGGGUAUGCGCUCGAACCCGGCGGCUCUGGGCGUGGGUCCCCUGGCAGCGUCAGAGGUGGCAGCCCAAGCGGCGCCCUGGCAUCCCAAGCUCAAUCACCCAAAGGGGCUCUGUCCUAG